GGUCUCAACAUUAACUAUAAGGUAUACAAUCUAGAAUAUCCCCAUAUUUACAGAUAUUUAAAGUUUAUCUAGUACACACCAGAAUUCAGAGGAUAUGGGCCCCAUCACAGCUGAAUAGUCUGAUUUGUCAGAAAGUAUGCAAGAAAUAUGCUACUGAAACCCAGAGAUCUAAAUCAACCCUUAGUUCACUGUGACAGACCUAAAGAUGGGUUUGCUCCUGAACUCUGUGAGUGGGGGGCUUAGAUGACUCUAAGAGUUUGCAGUGUGAGGCCAUCAUUAAGGCUAAAGAUUCUUCCAACAAAUCCUAGGAGCUGCCACAUCAGAUAUUGACAUUUGAAGUGAAAAGUUGUCAGGGCACUUUCAUAUUCUCCUUACCUUUAUUUUGUAGAUGACAGAAAAAAGGUAAAUUAAGUAUAGUAUCCUCACCGAAGGGCACAAAAUAUAGGAUUCAUGUUGUUCUGCCAUCUAUCAUCAGAAUGAACAGACAAGAAAAAUCCAGAUGUAUCUUAAGAAUUUUCCUUUCCAUUUCUGUUAUUUGACAUAGAGAAGGAGGAGAUUCAAACCUUGGGACCUGUUCAGCACAUGCAUGGGCCAGAUGAUCAACUAAUGUAAAUUAGUUGUAACUCCAUUGAUUUCAGUGUAGCUAGUUUAUACCAGGCAACAAUCUGGCUCCAUAUACCUCAGUAGUGACUCCAAAUAUUAAAAUUAAAGAUCGUUGACUGCAGUGAUUCUGCAACAAAAUCCCUCAAUUUACAAGCCAAUUCCACAGUACAAAUAACACUCAUUCGGAAGAUUUUUUUUCUUUCCUAAAAUGGCUGUGCUUUGUGGUCUAAUUCAUCUGUUCAUAGCAUCUGGUAUUAGAGCAAAGCUAAUUUCAGAAAAUCAGUUCACCAUAGAAUAUUUGCAAUAUGUUCAGAAUGGUACGUUGGCAGCUCCUGUUAUGAGUUUAUUAGUACAGAAUAAAGAAUGCCUGAGUUUAGCAGACAGUGGGUGUCACCACUCAUUCCUCUUGAACCCUCUGUGUUUCAUUUGCAAUGUGCUGUUGUGUCACUUUUCAGACAUCAGCCUCAAUAUUGACCCUUUUGCAGUAAAGUAAGUUUUUUCUCGGAACAAUUUCCCUGUAGGAGGAUUUGCAGUUUACAGACCACAGUGUUUUGAAACAAUUCAGGACAUCUGUUUACUUCACUAUCUAAUGAGUUUUACUACUGUUGAUUUCACCAUUAAUACGUUCCUCUGUGAACCAUUUUCUCAGCAUUUCAACCACUAAUGAAGGGCCAAAUACCCACUUGCCUUAUUUACACAAAUGGUUCCAUGGACUUCAGUGGAACUAGUCAUCUGAGUAAGGAACUUGAAAAAAUAUUAAAGAGUUCAUCAGAUGCCUUGCUACUACUGGAUAUUUUGCAGAAGACUAUUCUUCACCCCUUAUGCCUGAAAUAUCCCCCUUCCGUGAAGUACAGAAGAUGCUUCAUAUCUGAACUCAUUAAAAAGCAUGAGUCCGUAGCAACCGAACCCCUGGAUGAAUUAUAUGAUGUACUAGCAGAUAUUUUAAAUAAAGAAGAAUCUACCAGCUGUUAUAAAAGCUACUUACUGCCCACAGGAGACUCUGUUACACUUUCUGAGAAGGUGGCAAUAAUCUCACAGGGAACCACAGGACUAGUCACGUGGGAUGCUGCUCUUUAUAUUGCUGAAUGGGCAAUAGAGAAUUCUGCCAUUUUCAGUAACAGGACUGUCUUGGAAUUAGGAAGUGGGAUUGGUCUCACAGGAAUUGCAAUCUGUAAAACCUGUAAUCCUAAAGCAUAUGUGUUUAGUGACUACCAUCACUGUGUUCUUGAGCAACUGAGAGAAAACAUCCAUUUAAAUGGCUUUGUUCUGGAGUCUGAAACUGAGAAUCACACCAAAAUGCAAUCCCAAAGCCAGAGAGCCGAAGUGAUGGAUUUACAAGGACCAAAAAUAACAGUUGCAGAACUUGACUGGGAUUCUGUUGCAGAGGAACAACUUUCAGAGCUUCAAGCUGAUGUUGUCAUUGCAGCAGAUGUGGUGUAUGAUCCCCAGAUAACUUUAUCCCUUAUCGGUGUCCUGCAGCAACUUUCCAUUUUCAAAACUGCUGGAAAACCACCUGAGAUCUACAUUGCCUUCACAGUUCGUAAUCCAGACACUUAUCAGCUCUUCCAGACUGAACUCGAUAAAGUUGGGAUCGGAUGGCAGGUUGUUCCUACUCACACAAAGAAUCUUUUCCUAUAUGACCUGCAUUCAAACAUAACUCUUCUAAAAUUACUUGCGUAGACUUUGUAAAUCCAAUAUUACUACUAGACAUUUUGACAGACUAAGCAUAAGAUCUAUCAUGAUGAUGACAAUGACCUUGAAUUCUGGACAUGUACUUGAGUGGCAGACUCAGAAAGCAAUUUUAAGCUCUGUACAUUGUCAGUGUGUUUUAGGCCCCAGUGCUGCAAUUGAUAGUGGGUGGGUGGACAGCCUCACCUGCAUGCAGCCCUGCUGCCUCCAGUGUGGUUCCUUGGGAGUCCAUAGGUUGUCAGUUGCAGGAAUGGGGCCUCAUUCAGACUGAGAUUUUAUUCUUCCAGAGGGCACAAGAAAGAAAACUGUAGUGUUUCUAUGGUGUUGUGAUAUGCACACAUUGGAAACAAGUUUUGUGACACCAAAAAUAAUGACUCUCUUACCGGCAUGGUGAAAUAGAACAAUGAACAAUUUAAGUUUUUAUAUUAAAGAAUAAUAUAUAUUUGCUAUUGUUUUUGAGCCAUGAUCUGUUCGUUCAGGCUUUCUACAGUGCUUGUCUUCCUGUCACAACUUGAAUAAUAGAAUAGCUACAAUAAAUGCGUUGCUGUUUAUACAGU
Molecule: messenger RNA, 2849 nt
Organism: Dermochelys coriacea (leatherback sea turtle)
Lineage: Eukaryota; Metazoa; Chordata; Testudines; Dermochelyidae
Gene: EEF2KMT
Product: eukaryotic elongation factor 2 lysine methyltransferase
Exons: 8
Coding region: 1267-2283 (338 amino acids)
Source: RefSeq, a predicted model, not a curated record